Messenger RNA from Nicotiana attenuata, 357 nucleotides. RefSeq lists its product as uncharacterized. The coding region runs from base 1 to 357 and encodes 118 amino acids. The transcript has a single exon. The record is from RefSeq and is a predicted model, not a curated record. NCBI's taxonomy places the organism in Eukaryota, Viridiplantae, Streptophyta, Magnoliopsida, Solanales, Solanaceae.
AUGGACAUUGCUUGUAGUGUCCAGCACCUCAGUCAAUUCAUGCAAGAUCCCAGGAAACCUCACCUCAAGGCUGCCUACCAUUUACUUAGAUACUUGAAAGCUGAUCCCAGUCUUGGAAUUUUUAUGUCCACUAGUCCAGACUGCACAGUCAGAGGAUAUUGUGAUUUUGAUUGGGCUGCCUGCCCGGAUUCUAGGAAAUCUUUUAGUGGGUAUCUGGUAUUACUUGGUGACAAUCCCAUUAGCUGGAAGUCCAAGAAGCAAGCCACCACUUCUGCAGAAGUAGAGUACAGAGCCCUCAAAAAUGUAGUUGGAGAGCUUGUUUGGUUGUGCAGAUUGUUUACUGAGCUAACCAGAUAA